CCAUUUAUCCCCACCCCCACCCCUUUCAUAGCAGCUGCAACACACACACAGACACACAGUUCUGCUCUUUAAUCUUCAGUAAAGAUGCUGCGGAAAGUCCGAGAUCAGGUCAGGAAACAUCCAGGACUCAUCCCACAGUUUUUCUUCAUCUGUCUGGGAAUGGGUGGAGCGUUCCUUUAUUUGUUUCGGCUUGCCAGAGGACCUCAUGUCACCUGGAACAAGAGCAGCAACCCUGAGCCCUGGAAUAAGCUCAGUCCAAGCUACCAGUACAAGUUUGUGGCCAUUAACACAGACUACAAAAACCUGAAGAAGGAAGGACCAGACUUCUGAACAUGUCAUGGAUGUUGCCUCAACUUUUAUCAUGAAAAUGCCGAGAUGUCCUUGUGCCUCACUAGUCUAAAUACACAAUAAUAAUAAUAAUAAUAAUAAUAAUAAUAAUAAUAAUAAUAAUAAUAAUAGUAGUAGUAGAGAAAAAUAAACUUGUAGGAUCUUUUCUAUAUUUUUUAUUAAAGAAAAUUUUCAAGAACAUUUAUAUCUUCACUAAACACGCUGAUAGACAAAUUCAUUAGCAUGCGAUAAAGAGCAGAAUAAAGGACUAAACUAGUGUACUUUUAUUUCUGUGAUUUAGACAUUAAGCUUUAUAGAAAUCCCCAAAAUUGCAGCAAUAACAUGACCUCCCUCUAGUGAGCAUGAGAAAGGGCAAAAGGAAGACGAGCAGAUGUUUGUCUUUCUGUAAACAGAACCUGAACAGCAGAGACUCAUGGGAAGAAGACUGAGCUCCCUCAGGCCUGCCCUUGAAGUCUGUGAUUAUUUGGAAAAGCAGUCAUCUGUUCACGCACAUUGACAUGUUUAUCUUUGUCUCUCUCACUAUAUUUCUUUCUGCACUUAUUACUGUCUUCAUUUGUAUAUCACCGUCAUCAUUCAACUUCAUUUUAAGGUCUUCUGUACACAUUUUCUUCAGACUGGCAAGCCAUACAAACAAACUCAGGAAAUAGGCAGAUAUUUUAUUCAGAGUGUUUACUCUUCAGACCCCCAGAGAUUUUCAAAUAAUACAAAAAAAUCUGUAAGCAUUUUAUCAUUAGCUACCAACAAAAAUCUUAUAAACUGGGAAGAAAAAAAAACAACAACUGUGAAGAUAAAACACUUUGAAUACUGAGAAUGGACAGCUUUAUUUUACCCAGCUAAAUUCAGUUACUGUGUUUUGAAUUGUGCUAAAACUCUUGAGGGUGUUUAAUGACAUAACUUAACACAGUAUGAAAUACAGAGAUUUUUAUAUUUUCAAGAAGGUUUGACUGAUGUUUUAUGCAAAACUCACCACCACCACUAGUGGUUUAUGUACGUUGUAGGGUGGGGCAGAAUUUUGGUGUCUUUCAGUUCAUGAUUUGAAAUACUGAACAGAACUAUUAGAAAUGUGUAUUGGUCAUGCAGUUACAAUUUAGUUUUUGACUUUUGCAUAUUCUUGUAUGAGAAAUAUAUAUUCUGUGUUUUAGGCGAGACUAAUAAACAAUGCUGGGAAAAAAAAAA
This is a messenger RNA of Cyprinus carpio (common carp), 1524 nucleotides long. RefSeq names its product NDUFA4 mitochondrial complex associated like 2a (gene ndufa4l2a). The record is from RefSeq and is a predicted model, not a curated record. NCBI's taxonomy places the organism in Eukaryota, Metazoa, Chordata, Actinopteri, Cypriniformes, Cyprinidae.